Messenger RNA from Colletes gigas, 1254 nucleotides. It is a transcript of the gene mtTFB1, whose product is annotated as dimethyladenosine transferase 1, mitochondrial. Gene Ontology annotation, cellular component: mitochondrial matrix. Gene Ontology annotation, biological process: rRNA methylation; transcription initiation at mitochondrial promoter. The record is from RefSeq and is a predicted model, not a curated record. Lineage: Eukaryota; Metazoa; Arthropoda; Insecta; Hymenoptera; Colletidae. The coding region runs from base 189 to 1223 and encodes 344 amino acids. Gene Ontology annotation, molecular function: rRNA (adenine-N6,N6-)-dimethyltransferase activity; mitochondrial transcription factor activity. The transcript has 3 exons.
AGUAACUUGCAAUAUUUAUAGAUUUUUUAAUUUAAUCAUAUUAUCUAUUAAUCAUAUAUACAGUAAGGAAACAAAGAAACAAGUUAUUAAUACAAAUGUAUUGUAAAUUAUAUAAAUAUCAGAUAAUCGUAAACAAUGUGUAAUAAGUUUGUAUCCAUCUCUUAAAGUCUAAAUAAAAGCAAGGAAAAAUGGAAGCCCUAAGAUUACCGCCUCUUCCAACUAUACGAAAUGUAACGAAACUCUAUAAACUACAGGCAAUGAAACGUCUUUCACAAAACUUUAUCUUGAAUGAAAAAUUAUCAGAUAAAAUAGUUAGAAAAACAGGUAAACUUACCGACUGCCAUGUGUUAGAAGUUGGUCCUGGGCCUGGUGGAUUAACCAGAUCCAUUUUAAGACAGCAACCUGAAAAAUUAAUUGUAAUAGAAAAAGACACAAGAUUUAAACCAACAUUAGAGAUGUUGGCAGAUGCUUUUGCAGCAGUUAAUGGGAAAAUGGAUAUUAUUUACAAUGAUAUUAUGAGAACAAGUUUGGAUAAUCUUUUUCCUACAACAAAGGCACAAAUUUGGGAAGGGAAAAGCCCAAGACUUUAUAUAAUUGGUAAUUUACCAUUUAAUGUAUCAACACCCUUAAUAAUACAGUGGCUACAUGCUAUUUCCGAGAAAAGAGGUCCUUGGGCAUAUGGAAGAACUAGAAUGACAUUAACGUUUCAAAAAGAAGUUGCAGAGCGUUUAGUGGCUGAACCAUUAAAUAUACAAAGAUGUAGAUUAUCUGUUAUGGCACAGGCUUGGACACACCCAAUAUUGCACUUUGUUAUACCAGGUACAGCAUUUCUUCCGAAACCAAAAGUUGAUGUCGGCGUUGUAUCAUUUGUGCCUCUAUCUGUUCCACAUACGCAACACGAAUUUAAAAUUUUCGAAAAAGUAACGCGUCACAUUUUUAGUUUCCGUCAAAAAUAUAGUAUACGAGGCAUUGAAACGUUAUUUCCAUUGGAUUGCCGAACCGAAUUAGGUGAAAUGAUGUUCAAACUUUCUGAUAUAGAUCCAAAAACAAGACCAAUGGCUCUAACGGUACAAAAUAUUGACAGACUUGUUACUGCAUAUAAAUAUUUAAUAGGUAAACAUCCAGAAAUCGAAUUUUAUGAGUAUCGCGCAUCUCGACGAAUAUUAUCAAUGUCUCAAGCAACGGACAUACAAAUUACUGAAUGUGAUGUAGAACCGCAAUAAUAAAUAAAGGAAACCUCGUCUAAUUUAUGUA